AUGUUCAUAUAAUCAUAUGCAAAUAUUUAUAAUCAUAGUUUUACAAUUAUUCUUUUCUUGUUUAAUAAAGAACGUAUGGAACUAAGGAAAAAUGUGACUGAGUUCAUCCUCCUGGGGCUCACUCAGAGUCUUCAAGGUCAGAAAAUAUUAUUUGUUAUGUUCUUGCUCAUGUACAUCGUCACAAUGAUAGGCAACCUCCUCAUUGUCGUGACUGUGCUGGUCAGUCCAACCUUGAAUGCCCCGAUGUACUUUUUUCUUGGUUACUUAUCAUUUAUAGAUGCUGUUUAUUCUACUGCAGUUACCCCAAAUAUGAUUAGAAACUUAAUAUAUAAGAAGAAAACCAUUUCAUUUAAAGCUUGCAUGACUCAGCUUUUUAUAGGACACUUAUUUGGUGGGGCUGAGAUUUUACUUCUAGUGGUUAUGGCCUAUGAUCGCUACGUGGCUAUUUGCAAGCCCCUGCAUUAUAUGACCACAAUGAGUCAACGGGUGUGUGUUCUGCUACUGCUGUUCGCCUGGGUUGGAGGUUUUAUGCAUGCUAUCGUUCAGCUUCUCUUUGUUUACAACCUUCCCUUCUGUGGCCCCAAUGUCAUAGACCACUUCCUCUGUGACAUGUACCCCUUAUUAAAACUUGCUUGUACUGACACCUAUGUCAUAGGUCUCACUGUGGUUGCCAAUGAUGGAGCAAUAUGCGUGGUCAUCUUUUUGCUAUUAUUCGUUUCAUAUGGAGUUAUUCUGAACUCCCUGAAAAAUCUUAGUCAGGAGGGGAGGCGCAAAGCCCUGUCCACUUGUGGCUCCCACAUCACUGUGGUGGUUCUUUUCUUUGUCCCUUGUAUUGUCAUGUAUGUGAGAAUUCCUUCCACCUUACCCAUGGAUAAAUCUUUGACUGUAUUUUGCACUGUUAUCACCCCUUUGUUGAACCCUUUAAUUUAUACUCUGAGAAAUGCAGAGAUGAAAAGUGCAAUGAAGAAGCUCUGGAUUAGAAAGCGCAAGUAA
Molecule: messenger RNA, 993 nt
Organism: Echinops telfairi (small Madagascar hedgehog)
Lineage: Eukaryota; Metazoa; Chordata; Mammalia; Afrosoricida; Tenrecidae
Product: olfactory receptor 4A47-like
Exons: 2
Coding region: 76-993 (305 amino acids)
Biological process (GO): G protein-coupled receptor signaling pathway
Cellular component (GO): membrane
Molecular function (GO): olfactory receptor activity; G protein-coupled receptor activity
Source: RefSeq, a predicted model, not a curated record